Molecule: messenger RNA, 1183 nt
Organism: Brassica napus (rape)
Lineage: Eukaryota; Viridiplantae; Streptophyta; Magnoliopsida; Brassicales; Brassicaceae
Product: stem-specific protein TSJT1
Exons: 5
Coding region: 206-910 (234 amino acids)
Source: RefSeq, a predicted model, not a curated record
ACCAAUAGAAGAAUCAUGAAGACUUGAAAUGACGAAAAUGCCCACGAUAUCGUCAUCAUCCUCCUAUAUUAAUAAACACCAUUUCUCUCCUUUGUCAUCAACCUCCAUGUCCGAUAUAUAUCUAGCAGAGAAGCAACUCAAAGUUUUAAUUUUCUAGUAGACUAGUUUUUUUUUUCUCGUGGAUCAUUAUCUAAGAAGAGAGGAAAUGUUGGGAAUUUUUAGCGGAGCUAUAGUAUCAUUGCCGGAAGAGCUGGUGGCCGCCGGCAGCAGAACUCCGUCGCCGAAGACAACCGGAGCGGCUCUAGUUAACAAGUUUGUCGAGAAAAACCCAUCCGCUGUGACCGUACAAGUCGGAGACUAUGUGCAGCUUGCGUACACCCACCACAAAGAGAGUCCUCUCCGGCCAAGGUCAUUUGGGGCUAAGGAUGAGAUAUUCUGCUUGUUCCAAGGCUCACUUGACAACCUAGGAAGCUUGAAGCAGCAAUACGGGCUUGCUAAGAAUGCAAAUGAGGUUCUUUUGGUCAUUGAGGCUUACAAGACUCUCCGUGACAGAGCUCCAUACCCUGCCAACCAUGUAGUGGCUCACCUAAGUGGCGACUUCGCCUUUGUGGUCUUCGAUAAAUCAACAUCCACUCUGUUUGUAGCUUCUGACCAAGAAGGUAAGGUUCCAUUGUAUUGGGGGAUAACAGCUGAUGGGUAUGUGGCAUUUGCUGAUGAUGUUGAGUUGCUAAAAGGUGCUUGUGGCAAGUCUCUUGCUUCUUUCCCUCAAGGCUGCUUUUACUCGACUGCUUUAGGUGGGCUAAGGAGCUUUGAGAACCCUAAGAACAAGAUCACUGCCAUUCCUGCUAAAGAGGAAGAAAUUUGGGGAGCCACCUUCAAGGUGGAAGGAGCAACAGUUCUUGCAGAUUGAAAAUCGAAACUCUUCAACAGCAAAAAAAUAAAAUAAAUCGUGCUGUGAAAACAAGAAGCUGUUCUAUGAGUUCUUUAAGCUAUCAACCAAAACAAGAAGCUGUUCUAUGAGUUCUUUAAGCUAUGUGAUGAUGUGAUGAUGUGUGUAGUGUAGUGUUAUAUCUCUCUCUUGUCUUUUGCUUCUUUGUAUAGCCAGCGUCUGUUUCUUCCUGUUUUAACUGUAUUCGUCCUAAAUAAGCCAUCUCUCUAAAAUCCAAAAACCACCUUCUCUUGA